Messenger RNA from Dermacentor silvarum, 1593 nucleotides. It is a transcript of the gene Ssl1, whose product is annotated as general transcription factor IIH subunit 2. The record is from RefSeq and is a predicted model, not a curated record. The transcript is spliced from 15 exons. Bases 47 to 1300 code for a protein of 417 amino acids. Gene Ontology annotation, biological process: DNA-templated transcription; nucleotide-excision repair; regulation of transcription by RNA polymerase II. Lineage: Eukaryota; Metazoa; Arthropoda; Arachnida; Ixodida; Ixodidae. Gene Ontology annotation, molecular function: zinc ion binding. Gene Ontology annotation, cellular component: transcription factor TFIIH holo complex; transcription factor TFIIH core complex.
AUAACCAACAGCAAAUUCAAACUUGCCGCUGGUUGACUUAAUUGUCAUGUGGCGUCCUCUAGUGCUAAUUUACAGAAGCCGGGCAGCCGCAGCGCGCAUGUUUGACAUCAAGAUGGCGGACGAAGAGGAAGGCAAAGGAUAUCGGUGGGAGACCGAAUAUGAGAGAACUUGGGAAGCCAUUCAGGAGGAUGAGUCGGGCCUCCUGCAGCCCAGCGUGCUGGACUUUGUCCACAGGGCCAAGCGCAAACAGAUGCUGGCGAAGAAAAAUGUUCGACUCGGGAUGAUGAGACACUUGUACGUUGUUGUAGACUUCUCUGAAUCCAUGUCUGAACCGGACCUAAAGCCUACACGCCUCAUCUGCACUCUGAAGAUGCUAGAGCUGUUUGUGGAGGAGUUCUUCGACCAAAAUCCCAUUAGCAAUGUUGGUGUCAUUUCAACAUGUAACAAGAGGGCACAGAAGCUGUGUGAAUUGGCAGGAAAUGCUGGGAAGGUGGUAGAAGUGCUACAGUCUUGCAAGAAACAGGUUCCUUCGGGAGAACCCUCUCUGCAGAAUUCUCUUGAGCUUGCAGCUGAAGUCCUACGGCACUUGCCCGUGCACACCAGUCGGGAAGUGUUGGUUAUCCUGGGAAGCUUGACCACAUGCGAUCCUGGCAACAUUCAUGCAACUAUUGAGACCAUGCGCAGGUGCAACAUUCGUUGCAGUGUUGUUGGCUUGGCGGCUGAAGUUCAUGUGUGCUGCAAACUUACCAAAACGACUGGAGGCACAUACAAUGUUAUCUUGGACGAGAACCAUUUCAAGGACAUUCUCUUCCAGCAUGCCAUUCCUCCACCAGUCACGGGCAAUGCAGAAUCGUCGCUGAUCAGAAUGGGAUUUCCUUACCACCGGACGGAGACUGAAGGCAAACCAUCUCUCUGUUUCUGCCACCUGGACAGUGAAAACCCUUCGGAUGGACUGAGCAAAGGCGGCUACUUCUGUCCGCAGUGUAAUGGAAAAUACUGCUGUCUACCUGUGGAAUGCAAAGUCUGUAGCUUGACCUUGGUGUCGGCGCCACACCUUGCACGUUCCUACCACCAUCUUUUUGCCCUGGAGGCCUUUGAAGAGGUACCCCGGGACUCGUUACCGGCAGACACACCUGUAAUCUGCUUCUCCUGUCAAUUGUCCAUAUCAGACAAACAUGUAUACCGUUGUGUGAAGUGCAAGGAAGACUUCUGCCUAGAGUGUGACCUUUUCAUUCACGACUCGCUGCACACUUGCCCUGGGUGCGCAAGCAGGUUGCCACCACCCGAGGCACCCUCCUGACAUUGAACAAGGGUUCCCAAAGGAGCAGUGUGAGUGUGGCAAGUUUGUCGACGGGAGCGCCUCACCUGCCAGGCCCUGGCCAGGGCGCCACCGCUGAGCGCGUCGAUGGCGCUGCUCUGCAGACGAGCCACGCAAGCGAUGGCGGCCCCCUGGUGCAGCAGCGACAACCAGCCGGCCGCAAAGGCCGCCGCUUCUCCCGCCCACCGGUAGAGACAGGCGUACAACGAGUCCGGGCAGGGACGCUGCCACGUGACCAGCUCGAUCAGGCACAGACCUGGUCGUGGGGAAGAAAG